Molecule: messenger RNA, 3460 nt
Organism: Linepithema humile (Argentine ant)
Lineage: Eukaryota; Metazoa; Arthropoda; Insecta; Hymenoptera; Formicidae
Source: RefSeq, a predicted model, not a curated record
ACGGGCAACAUGCGUAGGGAAACGCGACCGUAAUUCUUAACAUAUUAAAAGAUUUUGUACUUGUAAUAAUGUAGAUUUAUUGUUUGCGCACAAAAUUACCCGUAAAAUUUUCGAUUUUUCUUUGCCGUUACUAUCUGUUUCGGAUACCACUAGUGUCGAACGUUCGUAGUUCCAUGUUCGCUGGGUAUUUCUUUAAAUACGUAAUCGGGAGUGCCGUAUCAAAAUGUCGCGCGAUUACAAUAAAUGAUAUUUCGCGAUUCGUGCCAUAAAAGUGCUAUAACAUCGAUGAAUCUGAGAGGAGGAGCAGGCCCAGGGGGUGUCGGGCGACAGCGGAGCAACUAUAGAAUUAACAUAAAUUACAACUCCGCUGUUUUGCAUCAUGUACAGCGACAAGUCCAGCAGUAGACAUCGAGCCAAAAAUGGAAACGGUCGUACGGAUCGACCAAGAAUUGAAGGUCCUGUGCAAGACCGAAAGACCGCUUCGCGUUUGUCGUGUGGAGAUGCCUAACAUGAAUACUGCCAUAGUGUUAAGUCAGGGAGAUGUGGAAGGAGAUAUCGAGUAUCACGGUGACGGUUGGCACGCCGGCCAAUGUGGGAUCCGUAUCAAGAAGGUGCAAAGAAAACACAAUGGCAUUUUCAAGUGUUUCCUGACGACUGAUAACGUUCGACAUGAAGCAAAUGCAACUCUAAACAUCAUCGUUGCAGAAGCACCAACGGCGAACGAUGUUGCACUCCUCUUGAGUAGGAGUAAUACUCGAGGCACUCAAGGCUACUACAGGAAGGAGGACAAUCUGGAAAUCAGUUGCAAAGCUUCGAAGGGACGACCAGCGGCAAAUGUUUCUUUAUAUCUCGAUGACGAGCUAAUAAAUAGCGACAGAACCACAGUCUUCAACGAUAGUGGCGACUAUAUCUCGAUGCGAAACGCUUCACGCAUAUUAGAUUGGACGGAUCAUAACAAGAAGAUAAGAUGCGUAGUCAGUCACACAGGCCUUGAGGAUCCUCUCGUUAAAGAACGGACACUUUCGGUAGAAUAUGCACCUCUGGCGCAUAAAUCCUUUGAACGCUUCGGAUACGUAAUUGGCAGACAAGGAAUCAUCAAUGUUACUGUUUUUGCGAAUCCUAUGCCUAAAUUCACGUGGAAUAUAAACGGCGAAACUAUUGAAGUAGGAACAUAUGAUAAGACUCAGCGAUUUCAAACUUCAAGCCCCGUUGAAUUAAGAAGUGGUGUAUGGAGUGUAAUUUUGACGAUCAAUAACGUUCAGAAAUCUGACACGGAGAACGAAUACAAAUUGGUGGCGUCCAACAACGAAGGAACGAGUGAAUAUUAUGUCAAAUUGUCGACAUCCUCAGAGCCAGCGGUUGAGUUGGACGCUGGAUCAAUCAUCGGUAUCGUCGUGGGCGUUCUGGUUCUCGUACUCAUUAUUUUCCUCCUAAUCUUUGCACGCGCAACUGGUCGCUGGUGCUUUGCAGAUCGCUCGUCUACCAGGAAUCUCGGCGAGUCAGACUUCGCGGAUCCUGCAACGAGCGUUAAUCUUCUUCGCCUCGACAAAUCAAAAACUGCGGCCGAUGUCGUUAGAAAAAGAAGUGAUACGGAGAGCGCCGGCAAGUAUUCCCGAUCGGAGGUAGACGGUCAAUCGUCUCAAGGACAACAGAAAGGAAAAUUCAAUUUAUCUCGGUUCUUUGGACGGAAUAAGGAUAAAGUAACGAGCACUGAUACGGACACCAUGAAAACUGUCGUCACCGUUGAUGACGAAAAGUCUGCCGAGCCGACUUCGGAAGGAGGUGAAAUCGUGUAUGCAGAGUUAGACCUUCCUGCCAGAGAAUUAACUGCUCAAGCACCCAGCCAACGCAAUAAUCAUAAAACGGAAUACGCUGAAAUCUUGUACACAAAACCAGAAACCGAAGAAACGACUGCCGCGGAUAAAUGAUGAUAUCAUAUGCAAAAAAUUAUUACGUUUUUUUUUAAUUUGAUUUAUGUCUAGACAUGGUAUUUUCUUCCAAAAAGCUAAGAUGUACAACUUUUUAUUUAAAAAAUCAAAAUGAACACAGCUUGAAUAUGGAAUUUGAAUGCGAGAAGAAAAUAUUUUGUUUCGAAGCGUUAUCUUUAUAAUUUGCCAAAUUUAUCGCCAUCAUUCGCAUGUUUUUAUAUUAAAGAGUGGAUAUAAUCGCGUUUCUCGUUAAUCAAAGCCCUGCGAUUACGUAUCUGUGUGUGAUAAUUUGUUGUACGGUAGGUAAUUGUACAUUAUGAUAAUAGGUCGCUAUUUCCAUCUGUCCUGAUGCGUUUACGUAAUCAAUAAUUAUUGAAUUCGAGAGUUAAGCAAAAGCAGUUUCAUCAAUUAACAAUGGCUGAAAUAUAUAAUUUAUGGCAAUGUGCAAUUGCCUUCAAUAAGGCCGUAACAUCUUUUAAAAAGGUAUAUUCAAGUGGCAAGAUAUUUGUCAUAUAAUUUUCAUUUAAAAAAAAUUAACAUUUUCUUUGGGAUUUCAUAAAAAGCAUAAGUUUUAUCAGUUAAAUCUUUUACUCACAAUCAGAUAAGAAACUUAAAUUUUUUAAUAAGAAUUGCCAUUAUCAAUUUGCACUUUCUUGAGAUCAUUCCAUUCUCAAUUUUUUUCUGUCUAUGACAUAUAUGACUAUCACGAUGUUAUACUAACAAUAAGCGUCGCGCCAAUCGUACUUAAAUGUUAUUGUUAAUACUGUUAUUGUCCAGUUAAAAAUAAUACAUAAUAAUAACUAUAUCGUGAAAGUCAUACGCUUAAAAGUUGUUUAAACAAUUUAAUCACUUCAAAAUUAGGAAAAUAAUCGUGGGGGGAAGAAAAUCUUAAAAAUAACCAGCGUAGAGUCAAAAAACUAACGUAAAGAAACAUAAAACAAUAUUAAAUCUAUUGAAAUUAUAGAAACAAUUUUUUAAGCAAAGCUACCCCUUCUGUGUAUUGUGAAGUUUAAUGUGCUUAACAAUUAUACAUUUAAGCUGUAUUGUAUAUCAUCGAUAUUUACUAAUAACUGUAUGAUGUAAUUUGAUUUUAUUACAAUUAUGUCUUGCGUAAUUUUUAAAUAAUUUGUAAAUGUAAGAUUAGGCUUUUUUAAAGCGUAUUAUUAUAUCCAACAAAUCAUUUAAUAGCAAUGCAAAUUUAGAUGUAAGUUGAUUUUUAAUUCCAUUUUAUUGAUUCGAUCAUAUUCUAAAAUAUGAUAUUAUGUCGAUUCAAGCGUCUUUUGCCGUCCACUACUAAUAAAUUUAGUUACUUUUUGUACGCUUUUAUUUUAAUAAAUAUGUAAGAAUAAAAAGCGUGAAUCAAAUCAAGCCUGUACCUUUAGCUUUUAAUUUACUAAAUCAUUAAAUUCCAGAAAUAAAACCAGUUUUGAAAUUCUAAAAAAGAUACUGGAAGCUUUAUAUAACAACUAGCCGUAAAAUGUAGAAACACUUUUAUAAGAAUGCAAUUAAACUUGGAUAACUAUGAAAACUUG